GACAUUCCCAUCCCCUUCGGAGGACCGAGUCGAGGAACGAGGAGGUUUCAGCGAGGAUACUCCACAAGUGCAGCCUUGGCAGAAGUAUUUUUCCUUUCGGAACGCGUGGCAUGUAAAUUAUCCACACCUCAAUAUAUGUCACAGUUCGAAACAUGGAGGGAAUACAGGCGUACAAAUGGACUGAUGAGGAAACUGCUAGUCUCAUUCGGCUGAAGUCUGAAAAUCGCCUCUUGACGGGGAAGAAACAUACAAAAAAAAAAGCUUGGGAGGGAAUUCUUCAACAGAUAGGCCUACAGGGCCAGUUGAGUUCUGCGCAGGUCGCAAAAAAGUGGCACAAUCUGAAGCAAAGGUAUAAGGAACUCAGACGCUCUGCUACAGGGACGGGGUCAGACAAUGGAGAAGUCACAGCAGACACUUGGCCGUGGUUUAGUGCAAUGCAUGAGGCCAUCGGUGGGGGGAAAUCUAUCAACCUUCCUGUCCUCAUGGAUGUUGCAGAAAACCCGGCACACAUGGCUGAUGAUGCCUCAGAUGCCAGUGGUUCAUCUCCUGGAUCUGUGGCGGCCGCCUGUAGCCAGAUGAUUGUGGUCGAGCUGGAGGAUGACACACUGGCCUUUUCUCCAUACACUUGGACAGUUGAGGAAACAGUCAGCUUUAUUCGACUGAGGUCUGAAAAUGAUCACCUCUUCACGGGGAAGAGGCAUACAUCCAAAAAAGUUUGGCGGGACCUUCUUCAGCAGAUGGGCCUUCAGGGCCAAGUGAGCCCCACACAAAUUGCUAAAAAGUGGGACAAUCUGAAGCAAAAGUAUAAGGAACUCCGACGCUCUGCUGCAGGCACGGGGUCAGACAGUGGAGAGCUCACUGCAGCCUCUUGGCCGUUGUUUACUGCAAUGCACGAGGCCAUCGGCGGGGGGGAAACUAUUGCAGAAAACCCGGCAAAUAUGCCUGAUGAGGAGGUGGAGGAAGACGACGCACAGGCCUUUCCUCCUCACGCUUGGACAGUUGAGGAAAUAGUCAGACUCAUUCGACUGAGGUCUGAAAAUGAUCAUCUCUUCUCAAGGAAGAGGCAUACAUCCAAAAAGAUUUGGCGGGAAAUUCUUCAACAGAUCGGCCUGAAGGGCCAGGUGAGCCCCACACAAAUUGCAAAAAAGUGGGACAAUCUGAAGCAAAGGUAUAAGGAACUCCGACGCUCUGCUACAGGGACGGGGUCAGACAAGGCAGAUCUCCCAGCAGCCACUUGGCAGUGGUUUACUGCAAUGCACGAGGCCUUCGGGGGAGAACCUAUGGAUCUUCCUGUCCAGAUGGACUCGUGUGCAGCAGAAAAGCCGACACAUGUGGUUGAUGAGGCCUUGGAUGCCAGUCGCUCAUCCACUCAUGGAUCCGUGGCGGCCGCUUGUAGUCAGGCCUGUGUGGAGGAGGAGGAGGAGGAGGAGGAGGAGGAAGAGGAGGAGGAGGAAGAAGAAGAAGAAGAAGAAGAAGAAGAAGAGGAGGAAGAGGAGGAAGAGGACAGGCAUCGUUUUUCUCCUUACCCUUGGACACAGGUGGAAACUCUCAGCCUAAUUCUGCUGAGGUCUGAAAGUGAUCACCUCUUCACGGGGAGGAGGCAUACGGCCAAAAAAGCUUGGGAGGGAAUUCUUCAACAUAUGGGCCUAAAGGGCCACGUGAGCUCUGCACAAGCUGCAAAGAAGUGGAACAAUCUGAAGCAAAAGUAUGAGGAACUCCAACGCUCUGCUGCCGGAAUGGGGCCAGUCGGGGGAGAGGCCACAGCAGCCACUUGGCCGUGGUUCACUGCAAUGCGUGACGCUGUCGCCGGUGACUCGUGUGUCGCAGAAGACCCAGCACGUGUGGCUGAUGAGGCCUCAGAUGCCAGUGACUCAUCUUCUCCUGGAUCGCCCACUUAUAGUGUGGUGUGUGUGGAGGUGGAGGGGGAGGAGGAGGAGAGGGAAGAGGAGAGGGAGGAGGAGGAGGAUGGAGAGGAGGGUGAAGAUGAGGCACAGCCUGGAAGCCACACACAGGAGGACAGUGAGCCAUGCACCUCUGCCUGUCCCCCAUCCCCCAAAAGGAGAAAGACCUGUCAGGGAGACAUUCUCCAGUUCCUGAAGGAGGAGGCCGCCAAAGAGGAAGAGCGUUUCAGGGCCGCUCUGGAGAGCACAAAUAGAUUCCUGGACCUUUUCGAGAGAUUGGUCAACAAACUGUAAAUAGUUCCAUGGGACACGUAUGUGAAGCAGUGAGUUGCCCCACCAGUCGAUUUUGGACCUGAUGGAGCCAUGCCCCUGUCGUCCUCCAUGGGCUAAAGGAUGUCACCCAAUGUGAGGCAGAUGUUGUGGUUGAGGUUCCUCAACACCUUUUGGGCUCACUCUGCUCCAGCCGUGACACCUAUUUGGAAGAGGAGCAGGAUCAACAAGACCAUGCAACAGUUGCACAGUACAAGUGGUGAUGACCAAAGGUGUGGUCCACCUUAAGAGCCUUGGAGAGCAGGCACCUCCAGUGUAUCUUCAACAUGCCAAAAGCCUGCUGAAUUAUGGGGUGAGUCUCGUCAUGGUGGUGGGUUAAGCGGCUCUAUACCCUCCUUAACAGUGGCUCUCGAUGAUGGCCACAGCAGGAUGGUUGAUGCAGGGCUAGCCUCCAUCGCUCACAAGUACCGUGAAGGUGGGGUGGGCAAUAGAGAUACAAUUAAUAGUGGGAUAAUCAUCACAGCAUUACAAUAAACAUUCAUGUGUUCGGUAAUUUUGCUAUUACCAAACUGUUAAGUCACAUCCAUGUUCUCAUUGAAUACUAUUCAUAUAGCCUGUCCUGUUUUGGUAAACCAAAAUGCUAUAAUUUUCUUAUAUAUCAAGUCAGACAUAUUUUGUAAACUUGUAACUCAGUUACAGGUGACAGUUUUCAGGCAUGAUAUCUCAAUUUGAGACCAUGCUAUUGCAACAAUACAAUUAUAUGGUGAGAUGAUAAACACUUUUCGCUCACCCUUAUUUUAACUUACCCCUACCCUUUAUAUACAGCCCUGCCUGGAGGAGGGUACAGGGCCUCUUCGUAGAUCCUGCCACUCUUCAAGACUCUUAUCAUCUUGGCCAGGGCCAGGAUAUCCCAUGAAUGUACUGAGGAACUUGACCUUCCCUUUGCAUUGUGCCUCCUCCCUGUAUGGAUGGGAUGAGUUCCUGUUGAGGUAUUCCUGGUAUUCUUGGAGCUUCCUGUUAGAGGUAUUCCAGGAAGAAAGCAUAUCUUUUUUGGAAUCGAACGCAGCCUUGGUGUGGACAUGGCACCCACACACUUGAAGAACACCAAGCUGUUGGCCUAAUAUGCAAAGUAUUGGUCAACCUACACUGUUUCUCCAGCAGUGGGCAGCCAAAUGACUUCCUGGUGAAGGGCAGCACUACAGCCUAAUUGAUAGGUGUCACAGAUUCACUACAUCCUUUCUAUUCUUGUGUACAAUGGCAUCCCUGGCUUGGAAUGGUAUAAAAAGUCAUCACUACAAAGGUUCUGGAUUCAGACUGAUUCAGAAUAUGUUUCAUGUAUUUCUGACAACUGCCGUUCCUGUAAAUAAACAUGAUUUUAAUCAA
Messenger RNA from Conger conger (European conger), 3554 nucleotides. RefSeq lists its product as uncharacterized. NCBI's taxonomy places the organism in Eukaryota, Metazoa, Chordata, Actinopteri, Anguilliformes, Congridae. The record is from RefSeq and is a predicted model, not a curated record. Bases 153 to 2195 code for a protein of 680 amino acids. The transcript is spliced from 13 exons.